GCGGCUUUUCUGCUCUUGGGAGGGUCGAAGCAGCAGCUGGCAGAUAUUUCUGAAGAUGUUGAUCAGUACUGGGCCUAAAAUACAACCUGGGGAUACCCCACUGCUUACUUCCCUCCAUGUGGGUGUAUUUCCAUUGAGGACUACACAUUGAGUAUGAUUUGUCAGUGAGUUACAAAUCCACCUGCGUGUCUGUGCCACAUUAUUUUAAACUUACCAACAAACAAACAGGAUGUCAACAAGAGCACUCGGGACAACUGUAAAUAACAAGCAACAUUGAAAAGGAAAGAAAAUCGAGCCAAUAUCAAAAGAUUUUCCAUUUCCUUCAGAAAACAAUACAAUUCUGCUCCUCCUCCAGUGGCUGUUAGAGAAAAGACAGAUAAUCAAGAAGGAAUAAACAGAUUAUGCAGAACUCAAGGAUACGUUACAUGAAAAAUCAAAGGAAAUUAUUUUUCAAUCCGCAAAAAAGGGAAAUAUCUGGAAAUCUGUGAGGGACAAACUGUCAAUAGUAAAGUCAAGUAGAGCAGAUAGGAAUGCAGGCCACACCCUGUCAGAAAGAAAACAGCUUGAAUGAAAGCACCACUAAACAAGGCAUUGUCCAUAUUUUUUACCUCCUCGAGAAUAUCAGCUGUGGAAAAGCUCCAUAGAUUUGCCUAUUGUGGGAAGAGCACAGAUUGCAAAUAAUAGCUGAUUACGCAGAAGAGGAGCUAGACAGGAGAAAAGCCAUAAAAAUUAUCUGAAUCUGGCAAAAGCUUCGGUCAGAACAGCUCCUUUGUGGUAAAUGGAAGCUGCCACACAAAACGGAAGUCACAAAUGUACUCUCAAUGAGGUAAAUGCUUUAGUGAGCAUUGCAACAUAACUCACAGGAAGAAGAAAACGUAUGACUUUGCAGAUUGUGUGAAAGUUUCAUUAGAAAUUCCCAGGUCAUGAGACACUAAAGGACGCACACACAGGAAAAAAACCAUUUGAACAUCCUGUCUGUGGGGAAAGUUUCAGUGACAAUUCCAUCCUGGUGAAGCAUCUGAGGACUUGCACAAAAGUGAAAACCUUUGAAUGUCCUGAUUUUUGGAAAACUUUCGGUUAUAAUUCCAACUUGGUGAUACACCAGAGGAUUCACUCCAUGGAGAAACCUCAUGAGUGUCGAGAUUGUGGGAAAGGUUUCAUUAGAAAUUACAACCUCCUGAGACACAAGACCACACACACCGGAGAGAAACCCUUUGAAUGUCCUAUCUGUGGAAAAGGUUUUAGUCAGAAUUCCAGUCUGGUAACACACCAGAGGAUUCACACAGGAGACAAACCAUAUGAAUGUCUUGAGUGUGGGAAAAGUUUCAGUCGGAAUUCUACUCUCGUGACACACCAGAGGACUCAUACAGGAGAGAAACCCUUUGAAUGUCCUGAUUGUGGGAAAAGUUUUAGUCUGAGUUCCAGCCUGGUGACACACCAGAGGACUCACACAGGGGAGAAACCCUUUGAAUGUCCUGAUUGUUGGAAAAGUUUUAGUCUGAGUUCCAGCCUGGUGAAACACCAGAGGACUCACACAGGAGAGAAACCCUUUGAAUGUCCUAUCUGUAGGAAAGGUUUUUGUGAAAAUUCCAGCCUGGUGAAACACCAGAGGACUCACACAGGAGAGAAACCCUUUGAAUGUCCUAUCUGUGGGAAAAGCUUUAGUGAUAAUUCCAAUCUGGUGACACACCAGGUGACUCACACAGGAGAGAAACCCUUUGAAUGCCCUGACUGUGGGAAAUGUUACAAUCAGAAUUCCCACCUGGUGAUACACCAGAGGACUCACACAGGAGAGAAACCCUUUGAAUGUCCUGACUGUGGGAAAUGUUACAGUCGUAAUUCCCACCUGGUGAUUCACUGGAGGAUUCACACAGGAGAGAAACCCUUUGAAUGUCCUAUCUGUAGGAAAGGUUUUUGUGACAAUUCCAGCCUGGUGAAACAUCAGAGGACUCACACAGGAGAGAAACCCUUUGAAUGUCCUAUUUGUGGGAAAAGCUUUAGUGAUAAUUCCAAUCUGGUGACACACCAGAGGACUCACACAGGAGAGAAACCCUUUGAAUGUUCUAUCUGUGGGAAAAGUUUUAGUAAUAAUUCCACGCUGGUGAGACACCAGAGUACUCAUAGAGGAGAGAAACCCUUUGAAUGUCCUGACUGUGGAAAAGGUUUUAGUCGAAAUUCCCAACUCAUGAACCACCAGAAGACUCACACAGGAAAGAAACCCUUUGUAUGUCCUAUCUGUGGAAAAAGUUUGAAUGAUAAUUCCAGCCUGGUUAGACAUCAGAAGACUCACACAGGAGAGAAACCCUUUGAAUGUCCAGACUGUGGAAAAGGUUUUAGUCAGAAGUCCAACCUCAUGACACAUCAGAGGUGUCACACAGGAGAGAAACCCUUUGAAUGUCCUGAGUGUGGGAAAGGUUUCAGUCAUAAUUCCAGCCUGGUUCAGCACCAGAGUACUCAUACAGGAGAGAAACCGUUUCAAUGUCCUGACUGUGGAAAAGGUUUUAGUCGAAAUGCCCACCUCAUGAACCACCAGAAGACACACACAGGAGAGAAACCCUUUGAAUUUCCUAUCUGUGGAAAAAGUUUUAAUGAUAAUUCCAGCCUGGUGAAACAUCAGAAGACUCACACAGGAGAAUAACCCUUUGAAUAUCCUGACUGUGGGAAACUUGACAGUAAGAAUCCCCACCUGGUGAUACACCAGAGGACUCAAAUAGGAGAGAAACCCUUUGAAUGCCCUGAUUGUGGGAAAAGUUUCAGUCAGAAUUCCAAUUUGGUUCAACAUCAGAGUACUCAUAACAGGAGAGAAAGCCUUUGAAUGUCCAGACUGUGGAAAAUGUUACAGUCAGAAUUCCUACCUGGUGAUACAUCAGAGGACUCACACAGGUGAGAAACCCUUUAAAUGUCCUGACUGUGGGAAAGGGUUCACUCGUAAUUCCAACCUGGUUCAACACCAGAGGACUUACACAGGAGAGAAAACCCUUUGAAUGUCCUGAUUGUGGGAAACUUGACAGUAAGAAUCCCCACCUGGUGAUACACCAGAGGACUCACACAGGAGAGAAACCCUUUGAAUGUGCUAUCUGUAGGAAAAGUUUCAGUCAGAAGUGUCAGUGUGUUCAUGACUGGCAGAGACAUGGUAACAAGAUCAGCCAAUGAAUAGGCAUAGUAAUAGAUCAUCUAAUGGGAGCUGAAACAGUUUGGAGCCUGGGCGUGGCUUAGUUCUGAACUGAACUGAAACUCUUCUCUUCUGUCUGUGUUUGUACCCAGUUACAAUCACUCCUCUCUGCCACAUUGGAAAACCUGAUUUUGGUAUUGUAUAUAUGCCUUAUGUGUUAUUAUGUAUAUAAAGAAGUUAAUGAAUCCUGCUGAAUCAGUUACCUGUGUGUGCUUUCUGGAUGUCAUUCCUACAAAUUUUUUUUAAAAUUAAAUUUUAUUUUAAUACAAAUAAUUCAUCUUCC
Ahaetulla prasina is the source of this 3455-nucleotide messenger RNA. Its product is annotated as zinc finger protein 84-like. The coding region runs from base 1118 to 2638 and encodes 506 amino acids. Gene Ontology annotation, biological process: regulation of transcription by RNA polymerase II. NCBI's taxonomy places the organism in Eukaryota, Metazoa, Chordata, Lepidosauria, Squamata, Colubridae. The record is from RefSeq and is a predicted model, not a curated record. The transcript has 3 exons. Gene Ontology annotation, molecular function: DNA-binding transcription factor activity, RNA polymerase II-specific; RNA polymerase II cis-regulatory region sequence-specific DNA binding.